AUGAGCUCCUGGAUCAACGAGGCCGCUGUCCCCAACCACAAUGGCAACGGCUUCCCCCAUAUCAACGACCCAUCCGCAGUUGCCGCCUCCAUGAUGGAUCCGUCCGCGUUCAUGGGCAAUCCCACCCAGUUCAAUGCGCAGUUUGCGAACCCACAACAGAUCGUCAUGCCCAACGGCCCCAUGCGCAAUGCAUCGCCCUCGUUCCCAAACCCCAUGUAUCAAACCAACUCGGUCGUCCCAUCAAAGCGCCCGCGCCCGAGAGACGAUACCAUCGGCCAGUCACCACGGCCGGCCCCUGGAAUGAUCCCCACCUCACGCGCCGAGACGCCGCAGCAGUCUAGCUUUCCAAACUUUCCGCAGCCGGGCAUGGCGCAACAGCCGUCCGGCCAGCCAUCGCCAUACCCACACCUCCAGGCUAAUGGCUCCGCGAAUGCGACGCCGUCUCCCAUCAUGGCGAACCAAAUGCGCCCAGGGAGCGUCCCCCAAAGAGUCGCGUCGACCUCCCCACACCCUUUCUCGCCUGCCGCGCAACAAUUUCCCCAGGCGUCUCCCAUUCCCUCUGACCAUAGCGGCACGCCACAGUCCUUUAUGCAGCAGAAUAGCUUCCCACCCAACUUCAAUCCCCAAUUCAGCGCCGCCCAAUCCCCUGCGAGGCCUUCACCUUCGCCAAAUCCAAUGGGCGGCCAGAUGAUGUCUCAGCAAAUGGGACAAAUGCAGAUGGGACAGCUACCCCAGAACAUGCAUCAACAGAUGCAGCAAAUGGGGCAGUCUCCGGGGCAGAUGCCGGGCCAAAUGAUGGCGAACCAACUGCCGGGAGGUAUGCAAGGACAAAUGGGGGGUCAGUUGCCUGGCCAGAUGCCAAACAUGAUGUAUCAACAGCAGAUGGGCCAGCCGCGGAAUGCCCUCGAGCAACAAAAGCUCCUGUACCAGAUGCAACUACAGCAACAAGCUCAGCGGACCAGCAUGCAGAUGCAGCAGAUGGGUGGCCAGAACAUGAUGCAGGCUCAGCAACAAGCACAGCAGCAGCAACAACAUCAGCAACAGCAACAGCAACAGCAAGGGCAGCAGGGGCAGCAACAACAGCAACACCCCAGCCAAGCGCAGGUUCAGGCCCAGGCACAAGCUCAGGCGCAAGCGCAAGCGCAGGCACAGGCUAGGAACAUGAUGGCUGCGAGACAAGGCAUGCCCAACGGCCAGAUGCCACAGGGCGGGAUGCGCCCACAGCAAGGAGGUCCGCCGCAGCCUAUGAUGCGACUGCCUCCCCCGGAACAGUUCAUGAAGCAUUUGGCGACGUUCAUGAGCUCGAAGGGCCUUCCGCUUGAUUUGCACCCUGUCAUUGACAACCGUCCCAUCCCACUGUACAACCUGUUCCAGCUCGUGUACACAAAAUUCGGCGGGUACCGGAAUACCACACAGUCCAAUGGCUGGUUGCAGGUCACGCAAAUCAUGGGGUUUGCAGGCCAGCAGAUUCCGUCAGUGGCGCAACAGCUGAAGGGUGUGUACGAACGUAACUUGAUCAAAUACGAAGAGCUCUGGGCUGCUCAACAAAAAAUGCGCAUGCAGCCGCAAGGAGGUAUGGCCAACGCCCAGGGGAUGCAACAAGGAACACCAACAAAGGGGAUGCCACCUGGUCAAAUACCUCCUCAUAUGAUGCAACCCGGACAGCAAGGACAACAGCACCCGCCCCAAAUGCAGUCACCAGUUAAGCCGCCGGUACCGCAGCAGCAAGCUGUCAACGGCUUCCCCGGCGGCCAGCCAAGCCCGGCCCAGCAGCAAAUUCUGAACAAUCAAGGCCAUGCUCGCAAUAGCAUGUCUCGGAGCGUGCAGCCUACGCCAACAGUCGACGAGUUUCCCUUGCCGUCGCCAGCCCAAGCCAAAGCUGGCCCCGCUUCACUACCGGGUUCCGCUCAUCCCGAGAGUCAAGGUGCAUCCGGCGACGCGACGCGCCCCAUGAAGUUCCCCGCCCCGUUCUCGUCAAAUCCGGAGGAGUACAUGCCUUGCUCUCGCGAAAUCACGACAUUGGGGGGGUUUGAAGUCGAUGCACUAAAGAAGAUUGGCGAAGACUUGGAGAGAUCAAGGAUUGAUGUUCCGCUGCCUAUCGAUUUUGGCAAUGUGGACAUACAUGCUCUCACGAAGAGCAUCCAAAGUGGUCUCCAUGGUGAGGUACGUUUGGCACUCGACACCCUCGCGUCGAUAACGUGGAGCGAUUUCCAUUUUGUCGGUCCGCAGCCGAUUGUCAUUCCCCAGAUCGACCUCCGUCACUGCGACGACCUGGUGGAAGUAUUGGUGGAGUGCGCGGAAGAACAACUGGAUCUCCUCGUAGAGAACUCGGAGGAAGCAUCCAACGAGAUCACCAUCCCGGCAUACGAGGAGAUUGUACGCGCCUGUCGAGCCGAGCAGUGGGCGUUGAAUACUGUCACUAUCUUCGGGACACAGCCGUAUGAGCUCGACCGUGCGGUGGAGCGACUGAUCUGUAUCACGACGAUCCUUCGCAACCUGUCGUGGCGAGAGGAGAACCACGCGGCCCUAGCGGAUGACACAGUUAUCAAGUUCAUUUGCGUCUUGAUUAGAUAUCUGGGCACACGCGAGAUGCUGCUCCGCACCAACGCCAACACUUUGGACUUGAUGAAGGACCUAGUGACGCUGCUUUCGAACACGACGAGCGCAAUGGAAAUACCCGGUCGGGAGCAAGCAUUCUGCCUACUGCAGUUCCUGCUCGCCUUUGCGCCCUCGCCAGGACCCACGGUGUCCGAUGGCAGACUAUAUUUCCCGUCUUACGAACCAAACCUCCACCCUUACCUCCCCCACGCCGUCGACUCCCUCGCCAAGCUCCUCGCUAGGGACGAACCUAACCGGACCCAUUACCGCAACAUCUUCGCCGCCGAAGCCUCCGUUACUACCUCGCCUCUCUGCGAGCUUCUCACCCGCACAUUCGGCCUCGCCAUUUCCCCGAUACCUGAUCUCCAGCGUGAUCAGCCACCACCACGUCACCCGAACCAACCGCCGGUCAUUGUUAGCGAAGCCCGUAAGCCCGUGCUCAUGCAAGGUCUCCUCGCCGCCGACAUUAUGGCGGGGCUUGCGCCGGGCUAUGAGACCGGUGUCACCCGCGCCUGGCUCGGGUCCGGUCAUGGCUUUGCCCAAAAUCUUUUUGGGCUCGUCCGGCAACUCAGCGUACAAUUCGAGAACCAAAACCCGCGCCCCACAGGCGGUCCGCGUGGUCAGCCGAAGCGCGAUCCCGAUUUGGUGUACAUCGUGAGCCUAGCCGCGAGUAUGCUCCGAAAGCUAACCGAGAAGGCGCUUGACCCGGUAGAUCCAGCGGGAGAACACAGUAUCCCACCGGAGGUACUGCCGGCAAAGGACGCGGUCUUGCCGGUACUACAACUGCAGGCGCAGGAAUGGGGCAAAGAAGGUGUGUUGUCGAACUUGGUGGGGUUUGUAAACGUAGUCGAGAAGGGGCUGCGGAGGAGAUGA
Messenger RNA from Dichotomopilus funicola, 3471 nucleotides. RefSeq lists its product as uncharacterized. The record is from RefSeq and is a predicted model, not a curated record. Gene Ontology annotation, molecular function: transcription cis-regulatory region binding. The coding region runs from base 1 to 3471 and encodes 1156 amino acids. NCBI's taxonomy places the organism in Eukaryota, Fungi, Ascomycota, Sordariomycetes, Sordariales, Chaetomiaceae. The transcript has a single exon. Gene Ontology annotation, cellular component: nucleus; SWI/SNF complex. Gene Ontology annotation, biological process: regulation of transcription by RNA polymerase II.